GGGUACCCUCCGCAACGCGCCAUAAGGAACUUCGUUCCAAAAAAAAAAUUGUUUUCAAGUUUUUCAUCCUAGAUUAUUACACUAAUAAAUUUAAACAUUUUUAUUCGGAUCGCGUUAUAGGUUGAAAUUUUUUUUUUUGCAUUUUUACUAUUACAUAAAUUAGUUUUAAUAUUUAGUCUAAUUUUUCAUAAUAAUUUCUACCACGAAGCCUAGAUAGAAGGAGAACGAUCGCUAUAGGUUUCCUCGCCGUAUAUGUGUCCUAAAAAAUGAGGCAAUAUCGGGUACAAUAAUUCUCCACAAGGGCGGCGGUACUGUUCGGGAGUUCAGAUUUUUGUAUAUGUGUUUUUGUACUCACAAGUAGUGUUGUUUAAUAUUUAUUCUGUUAUUAGUUAUAAAUAAAAGUGAGAUAUGGUUAAAUAUUGCACUGUGGUGAGUUGUACGAAUAGCAAAAACAAUAAAAAAGUAAAAAAAGAAUUACAACUACAGAAAAAUUCUAUGUUUACAGUACCUAAAGAUCCUGAGAUUGUCCGAAAUUGGAGUCAAAUAUUAGAACAAGAUUUAGUUUUUAGUUCAUUCAUUUGUGAUAAGCAUUUUGAUGAGGAAUAUAUUUUAAGAAAAGAUGUGGUAAAUAUCCCUGGUCAAGAACCGUACGUAUCAGAGAGGAAAAAAAUAACUCUCAAACCUGGUGCCAUUCCUACAUUAUAUAAAAAUAUCAACGAGACGUCACCUUUAAUUAAUGUGCCGGUUGAUGAAACUGUAAAUGUGAGAGCUGCUGUCAAAAUUUUAUUAAUUUAAAUUUCAAAUAACUACUAUCAUGUAAUAAUUUUAAAUGUCAUUGAACAAGAAAAUAUCGUAAAACUGCAAAGUUAAUGUAACUAAUCAAUAUUAUGUUAUUUUAUUAUUUUUCUAAUGUUUAUCUCAAAAAU
This is a messenger RNA of Microplitis mediator, 926 nucleotides long. RefSeq lists its product as uncharacterized. The transcript is spliced from 2 exons. The record is from RefSeq and is a predicted model, not a curated record. Lineage: Eukaryota; Metazoa; Arthropoda; Insecta; Hymenoptera; Braconidae. Gene Ontology annotation, molecular function: sequence-specific DNA binding. The coding region runs from base 409 to 795 and encodes 128 amino acids.